AUGCGCGCUUGGAGCCUGCGGCCCCGCCUUAAAGGGGCGUUCUCUCCCGCGCCCCUCUUAGACCGGAUGACCCGCUACUGCGCGUUAAAGACCGGAAGCUCAGCUUUUAUUCGUUUUCUCUACAUGACAAAGACUUUAAAGAAUAUUACGUGAUUUUCUUGGCUUCCCAGUGAAUACCAGUUCCUGUGUAAUGACCGUUUUAUUCCUGACUCUCUUGACAUCAGAUGGAGUGUCUGUUAUUUAAAGCAAACUGCAAUCCCAACAAUGUUUUCUUUGCCUCAAGACUGUCAGGGAAAAGAUACUUCUAAAAAAAAAUCUGACAAGACAAGAUUAGGAGAUGAGAAAGAAGUAUGCCUAAAAGCUAAAUCUUAAGAAUCAUUUGCAGCCAGAAAAACUCAGGUACUCCCUGAACUUGCAGAGUUUCAUGACUCAUCUGCUCUGGUAAAGGCACCAGCUCCAAGAACAGAAAGUAUACAAAAUAACAUAUUACCUCUUAAGCAAGAUCCAUUAAAAAUAUCAGUAAGUUAAGAUUUAGGUGUGGUUGGGUUUUGUGCAUCUUCUGAGAAUCUAAAUUCUACAACUAUGGCUUUGACAGCUUCAAAUUCAGAAGACAUCAUUAAUAAUUGUAACCCAAACUUUACAACUAAUUCAUUGGAAACGUCAGAUGAGGAAAGCUCAUUCCUCUUCAGCAGGGGGUGGGGGGGUGGAAGGGUAGGAGGGGCAUUAAACUUAAUUAACAAAUCUUUUAUUACCAUUUUUAUAUCCAUAGAAAAUUCUAAACCUACAGUUAAUUCUUUUCUACCAGCUCCCAAGGAAAGCAUGGAUAUGGAAGAAACAGACAUUGAAGACUCCUUAUAUAAAGAUGUAGACCAAGCCUGUUUAUGUAAAAAGCCUGUCUUAGAAACAGACCAUUGUCAUAGUCUGGCUCCUGAACCCAUGACAGAACGACAAACUCUAAGAAGCUUGAAGUCCAUGGGAGGUCUUAGAAGGCAACUACAACAGGAGAACUGGCUGUAUGAAGAAAAUAUCAAGAUGAUAGAGAACUAUUGCAUAAUGUAUGAAGUCCGAAUGAUAUAAAGAAGUUUUUAAAACUAUGAUUUUUGUGUAAGUUUUUUCCAGCUAAAUCAAACCAUGUGAAGUGAACUUUGUCCUGUAGAUAAAGUUCUUUGAAGCUAUGAAUGUACUUUAUUGUCCUGUUAAAAUGCUCAUUAUAAAAGGGGAAACUAGAAGAGUUGUUUGG
Acomys russatus (golden spiny mouse) is the source of this 1240-nucleotide messenger RNA. RefSeq names its product THAP domain containing 5 (gene Thap5). Lineage: Eukaryota; Metazoa; Chordata; Mammalia; Rodentia; Muridae. The record is from RefSeq and is a predicted model, not a curated record.